GGCAUGUGGCACUGGCCAGUUUGUUAAACUUAUUAAACUUUAGUCAAGAAGAUCUAUUACAUAGAUCUAGAAGUCUAGCUCCAAAAUGUCGCCGUGUAGGGAAUUAAUUACCAAAGUUUUUCCUCACAUCGAUCAUGAAAUUUCGGAUUAUGUAAAUGGAAUGCUUGAGGAUGGUGGUGAUGACUUUGAAACAUCAGAUGAUCUUUAUGACGCAAUAGGGGUUAUGUUGCAGCAGGCUGAUGAAUCAAAGACAGAAGAAGAAGUUAAGGAAAUUUGUGACAGACUCCAUAGUUUACUGCACAAGUCAAAUGGUGUGGCAACAAGUAUCAAUGGGUUGAACAAAAUAUUAGAGGCACCUUUCCAGAUGUCUGACAUGGCUGAGGAAAAUGGCACCAGUGAUCAUAGCAUAUGGCUGAUAAAGAGAGACAACUCUAGUAUUGUUGACCAGAAAAAGUUGGAGAAAGCCGACAAGAAGAUUCAGAAGAAAUUAGGCAAGCGUGAUCAAACUACUCUAAAGAAGGUAGAAAGUGUCCCUGAGAUGGCCAGUGCUAGUCAGCAGAUAAACAAAAGAGAUGCCAAGAUGGAUGCUUCUGGUACCAACAAGUCCUAUGAUAUUAAGUUGGAGAAUAUUGACAUCUCUUAUGGAGAUAAGGUACUACUGACUGGUGCAGAUCUUCACCUUGUGUUUGGUCGGCGCUACGGUUUCACUGGGCGCAAUGGUUUGGGAAAGACAACUUUGCUCAAGAUGUUGUCCAGUGGCUCCCUGAAGAUUCCAUCCCAUAUUACAGUUCUCCAUGUGGAACAGGAAGUAGCAGGGGAUGAUACUCCAGCCUUGCAGAGUGUACUGGAGUGUGAUGAGAAGAGAGAGUCAUUACUGAAAGAAGAGAAGUCUUUGUCAUCUCAGCUGCAGUCAUCUAGUCCAGGCAAUGACAAAGAUGGAGAAGUGUCAUCCCGCUUACAAGAGGUGUACAAACAACUGACAGCUAUUGAGUCUGACAAGGCUCCAGCCAAAGCUGCCAUGAUACUUAAUGGUCUUGGCUUCUCUAGCAGUGAUCAGCAAAGACCGACAAGGGAAUUCUCUGGUGGCUGGAGAAUGAGAUUAGCUUUAGCAAGAGCUUUGUUUAGAAAACCAGAUCUCUUGUUGCUUGAUGAGCCCACAAACAUGUUGGAUAUGAAAGCCAUCAUUUGGCUGGAGAAUUAUUUACAGACUUGGCCAACAACUAUCCUUGUAGUGUCUCACGACAGACUGUUUCUGGACUCUGUGUCUACAGACAUUAUCCAUUUACACUCAUGCAAACUGGAGUCUUAUAGGGGAAACUACGAAGUCUUUCAUAAAACUAGAGAGGAGAGGCUGAAGAAUCAGAGGAAGGAGUAUGAGGCACAAAAGCAGUAUAGGGACCAUAUACAGGUGUUCAUAGAUAGGUUCCGAUACAAUGCCAACAGAGCUGCCCAGGUACAAAGUAAACUCAAGCUCUUGGAGAAAUUGCCCGAGAUUCAUCCACCAGAGAAAGAAUCUGAAGCAGUACUCAGGUUUAAUGAGUGUGACAAGCUAUCUCCCCCUAUACUGCAACUUGAUGAUGUUACAUUCUACUACAACAAAGACAGGAUACUCUUCAAUAAAGUCUGUGUCAAUGCCAACAUGGAUUCCAGGAUUUGUAUAGUAGGUGACAACGGUGCAGGUAAAACAACCUUACUGAAGCUGUUGUUGGGAGAACUGGAGCCGUGUAGUGGGUACCGUCAUGCUCACAGAAAUCUGAGGAUUGGUUACUUUAGCCAACACCAUGUGGACCAACUGGAUAUGUCUGUGAACUCUGUUCAGCUUUUAGCCAACAGAUUUCCUGGUAUGCCUCAAGAGAGUUACAGAAACCAACUUGGAUCUUUUGGUGUUUCUGGUGAUUUGGCACUGCGCCCUGUGUCCAGUUUAUCUGGAGGACAGAAAAGUCGAGUGGCUUUUUCUGUAAUGAGUAUGACAAAUCCAAAUUUUUUCAUCCUAGAUGAGCCUACGAAUCACUUGGACAUGGAAACUAUUGAAGCUUUAGGAGAUGCACUGAUCAAGUUUCCUGGUGGUGUUAUUUUAGUCUCUCACGAUGAACGACUAAUACGAAGUAUCUGCAAAGAGCUGUGGGUGGUACAAGGUGGCACUGUCACAUCUCUAGAUGGUGGAAUAGAGGAGUACAAACGACUAGUUCAGAUCGAGCUUGAGUCUCACUGACCAUUGUAUCAACUUUGUGAAUAGAAAACUUAAUUUAUGUUCAGGCCAUUGGUUUAGUGAAAUUAAACAAUAAAAUUGUACAUAAUUA
This is a messenger RNA of Biomphalaria glabrata, 2300 nucleotides long. RefSeq names its product ATP-binding cassette sub-family F member 3-like. The coding region runs from base 86 to 2212 and encodes 708 amino acids. Gene Ontology annotation, molecular function: ATP hydrolysis activity; ATP binding. The transcript has 19 exons. Lineage: Eukaryota; Metazoa; Mollusca; Gastropoda; Planorbidae. The record is from RefSeq and is a predicted model, not a curated record.